AUGUCAAGUUUGUUUUAUUAACUUAAAACCUAGGUUCAUUAUAAAUCUGCAACCUUUUUAAAUAAAAAAUAAUUUAAGUUAAAAGCACUGUAUUUGCAAUGUAAUUAGUAUUUAUAAUUUUUAUAAUAAUUAAAUUAUGGUAUUAGAUAAUAUAUAUAAAAAUUCAGAUCCAAGGGAGUUAUUUAUAACCACAAGGCUAGGAAUUUUUAUAGUGAGGAGUUUCUUUAUAUUUUAAUGAUUUCUAAAAAAGGUGGUAUUCCUCUUCUGUAUUUUUCUUAUUAAAGUAGUCUAUUUAGUUUAUGUAGAGCCUUUAAGGAUUCAAUAGAUAGGAUUUCAAUGGUUCGUCUAUAAUAAAUAUCCAGAAUUCUAUAAAGACAAUUUAGUUUGGAUUUACUUGUGUUCUUUUGAACAUCUAUCUUUACUCUAUUCUACAUUUGAAUUGAGCUCCUUCAUAUGUAUUUAUAUAUUAAUCAAAAUAUUAAACACUAGAAAUAGAUCCAAUAGUGAGAUCACACCACAUCUUUAAAGAACCACCAAUAUCAAAUAUUGA
Messenger RNA from Paramecium primaurelia, 550 nucleotides. The record is from the annotation of a GenBank genome assembly. NCBI's taxonomy places the organism in Eukaryota, Ciliophora, Oligohymenophorea, Peniculida, Parameciidae.